AUGGAAUAUAUUCAAAUAGAAAGUUUGGAAUGCGGUCCGGGUGGCAAUUCAGUGAAUUUCGAGACGGUAUAUAAAGGAUGUAGCUGCACGGGACCAUGCAAAGCAAGUACUGGUUGCACCUGUCUUCUGUACAAACAGGAUGUUGACAGCAAUUUGCCAAUUCUGGAGUGUUCUACUGAAUGUUCUUGUUCAUUCUUUCCGGAUAAGUGUAAAAAUAGAUGUGUACAGUUGGGCUGUUCACUUCCUCUCAAUAUCUUUGAUGCUGGUGAAAAAGGUUAUGGUUUACAGUGUAGAGAGCUAAUUGAAAAAGGUCGUUUUGUUAUUGAAUAUAUUGGAGAAGUAAUUGGACCAGAUGAAGUGAAGAAGCGUCAAUCCGAUACAAAUUAUGUUCUCACCAUUAAAGAAAUUUUCCGAGGUAAUCACACUGAAGUGACAUAUAUCGACCCAUCAAUUCGUGGGAAUCAGUCACGAUUUAUAAAUCACGGUUGUAAUCCUAACUUGAUAAUGAUCCUUGUGAGGUAUGGUACUCCACAGAUACACGUUGGACUGUUUGCACUUCGUGAUAUAGCUGCUUACGAAGAGCUCACCUACGACUAUGGUGCCAGUACCUCAGAAUUUUGUCUCAAGAAAUGUUUAUGUGGCAGUACAAAUUGCCGGUUGUUUCUUCCUGCUUCUAUUUUAUAG
Molecule: messenger RNA, 684 nt
Organism: Brugia malayi
Lineage: Eukaryota; Metazoa; Nematoda; Chromadorea; Rhabditida; Onchocercidae
Gene: Bma-set-23
Exons: 4
Coding region: 1-684 (227 amino acids)
Cellular component (GO): nucleus
Molecular function (GO): protein binding; histone methyltransferase activity; zinc ion binding
Source: RefSeq, a predicted model, not a curated record